ACUGUGAUGUGACUAUUGACUAGCUUUACACUACAAAAUGACCGGGUUAUAAGGUGUUGUUUAAUGUUUUGUUACAUUUAUUAGAGUUCAUAAUAAUUAUUAUAGCUUAAAAAUUUUAUUUGUAUAUAAUAUAAUGGCAACCAAAGUAGCUAUAGUCACAGGAGGCAACCGUGGUAUAGGUUUUGAAAUUGUUAAGGGUCUAUGUCUUAAGUAUGAUGGUAUUGUGUACCUCACAGCUAGAGAUGAGGAUAGGGGCAAGAAAGCCGUCCAAAAACUUGAACAGAUGGGAUUAAAACCGGUAUUUCAUAAACUUGAUGUGACAAGCCAUAAGAGCAUAGAAGAAUUUGCUGCACACAUUCAAACUAAUAACCAAGGAAUAGACAUUCUAGUAAACAAUGCAGGUAUUCUUGAUUUCGAUAAAUCUGUGUCAUCAUAUGAAGAUUCAAAAAAGUUGCUCGACACGAAUUUCUACAGCCUCUUGAAAAUAUCAGAUAUUUUAUAUCCCCUGCUAUUAAAUACAGCUAGAAUUAUAAACUUAAGCAGUGAUUGGGGUUUGUUGUCAAAUAUCAGAAAGCAAACUUGGUUCGAUAUUCUAGAAAAAGAUAAUUUAUCUGUGGAGGAGAUAUUACAGUUUGUUGAUGAUUUUCUACAAGGUGCAAAAAGUGGUAAAAACACAUUUAUGUCAUUUGCUGGUCAUUAUGGUGAUUAUAAAGUGUCAAAGGUAGCCAUGUCCGCCUUAACCUUUGUACAGCAGAGAGAAUUUUUGAAGCUUGGUAGGGACAUAUCUGUAAACUGUGUACAUCCAGGCUUUGUCAAGACAGAUAUGACAAAAGGAAUGGGGGAUUUUUCUCCAGAACGUGGUGCUCGGGCUCCAUUAUACUUGGCAUUGGAAGCCCCACAGUCUCUUAAGGGUACAUUUGUUUGGCAUGACUGUCACCAAGUGAAUUGGGAUGAUUGAAGAUAUUUAUAUACAUUUUCAUUAUUGUUUGUAAACUGUGAUAAUAUUUAGUGUCACAACACUUUAAAAGCUAAUAUAUGUUUUUUUAGUUGAA
Messenger RNA from Leptidea sinapis, 1052 nucleotides. RefSeq names its product carbonyl reductase [NADPH] 3-like. Bases 134 to 958 code for a protein of 274 amino acids. Lineage: Eukaryota; Metazoa; Arthropoda; Insecta; Lepidoptera; Pieridae. The record is from RefSeq and is a predicted model, not a curated record. Gene Ontology annotation, molecular function: carbonyl reductase (NADPH) activity. The transcript has a single exon.